Pipistrellus nathusii (Nathusius's pipistrelle) is the source of this 1164-nucleotide messenger RNA. The record is from the annotation of a GenBank genome assembly. NCBI's taxonomy places the organism in Eukaryota, Metazoa, Chordata, Mammalia, Chiroptera, Vespertilionidae.
AUGGAGGAAAGUAGCGAGUUUGACAACGACUAUGGGGCGGACAACCUGUCCGGGUGUGAGUACACAGACUGGCAGUCGUCGGGGGCCCUCAUCCCCGCCAUCUACAUGCUGGUCUUUCUCCUGGGCACCACGGGCAACGGCCUGGUGCUCUGGACCGUGUUCCGGAGCAGCAGCCGGGAGAAGCGGCGCUCGGCGGACCUCUUCAUCUCCAGCCUGGCGGUGGCCGACCUGACCUUCGUGGUGACCCUGCCGCUGUGGGCCACCUACACGUACCGGGACUACGACUGGCCCUUCGGCGCCUUCGCCUGCAAGCUCAGCAGCUACGUCGUCUUCGUCAACAUGUACGCCAGCGUCUUCUGCCUCACGGGCCUCAGCUUCGACCGCUACCUGGCCAUCGUGAGGCCGGUGGCCAACGCGCGGCUGCGGCUGCGGGCGAGCGGGGCGGCGGCCACGGCGGCGCUGUGGGUGCUGGCCGCGCUGCUGGCCGCGCCGGCCAUGCUGCUGCGCGCCACGGUCGAGGUGCCCUCCGGCCCGGAUAACGGCACCAAGGUGCAGUGCUACAUGGACUACUCCCUGGUGGCCUCCGACAGCUCCGAGUGGGCCUGGGAGCUGGGCCUGGGCGUCACGUCCACGGCGCUGGGCUUCGUGGUGCCCUUCACCGUCAUGCUCACCUGCUACUUCUUCAUCGCGCAGACCAUCGCCGGCCACUUCCGCAAGGAGCGCGCCGAGGGCCUGCGCAAGCGGCGCCGGCUGCUCAGCAUCAUCGUGGUGCUCGUGGUGACCUUCGCGCUCUGCUGGCUGCCCUACCAUCUGGUGAAGACGCUCUACACGCUGGGCAACCUGCUGCGCUGGCCCUGCGCCUUCGACCUCUUCCUCAUGAACGUCUUCCCUUAUUGCACCUGCAUCAGCUACGUCAACAGCUGCCUCAACCCCUUCCUCUACGCCUUCUUCGACCCCCGCUUCCGCCAGGCCUGCACCUCCAUGCUCUGCUGUGGCCUCGGCCGCCGGUGUGGGGCAGCCUCCCACAGCAGCAGCGGCGGGGAGAAGUCGGCCAGCUACUCCUCCGGUCACAGCCAGGGGCUCGGCCCCAACCCCGGCAAGGGCGGGGAGCAGACCCAGGAGAAAUCCAUCCCCUACAGCCAAGAGACCCUGGUGGUGGACUAG